AUGGGCAGUCCGAUGCGGACCGAGCCGCUACCCGGGGAGACCCCGCUGCGGGUGCCAGGCGGCCCCUACUCAGUGGUGGUUCUGCUGCGGGGCUACGCGGAGCCCGAGGGGGCAGGCGGGGCGGUGCGGGCGGACGGCUCGGUGACCCUCGUCCUGCCCCGAGCCUGGGCCCCGGCCGCCCGCCCGCGAUCUGCCCGGCCCGAGAGCGUGGAGACCGAGGCAGCGCUGCGGGAGGCGGCCAGCGGCCCCAUCCUCGUGGACACGGGGGGCCCGUGGGCUGGCGAGGCGCUGCUGGCGGCCCUGGCGGGGCAGGGCGUGGGCCCGGGCGACGUGGGGCUGGUGGUGGGCACGCACGGGCACUCGGACCACGUCGGGAACCUGGGGCUGUUCCCCGGCGCGCUGCUGCUGGUGUCGCACGACUUGUGCCUCCCCGGGGGCCUCUACCUCCCGCACGCGCUGAGCGAGGAGCGGCCCCUGCGGCUCGGGCCCGGGCUCGAGGUGUGGGCCACGCCGGGCCACGGCGGCCAGCGGGACGUGAGCGUGGUGGUGGAGGGCACGGCCCUGGGCACCGUGGUGGUGGCCGGCGACGUGUUCGAGCGCCACGGGGACGAGGAGUCGUGGCAGGCGCUGAGCGAAGACCCGGUGGCGCAGGAGCGGAGCCGCAGGAGGGUCCUGGCCGCCGCCGACUUGGUGGUUCCCGGCCACGGGGCGCCUUUCAGGGUGAUCAGGGGAGGCCCGCGGCCCUGCGGCCCGGAGACCCGAGACAUGGACGCCGCCGCUGGGCACUGAGGAAGCCGGGGACCCUGCUUCUGCUUCAGGAAUUAAGGACCCGGAGGUGCAGAGGCUGAGCAGCCAGUGGGAGUCGGCUGCGGGCUUCAAUGUCUCCUUCGAGGACCGACCCCCUUUUCCGCUGUCGUCACCAAGCUGAGACCAAGGACUGA
Molecule: messenger RNA, 941 nt
Organism: Sorex fumeus (smoky shrew)
Lineage: Eukaryota; Metazoa; Chordata; Mammalia; Eulipotyphla; Soricidae
Product: metallo-beta-lactamase domain-containing protein 1-like
Exons: 1
Coding region: 1-789 (262 amino acids)
Source: RefSeq, a predicted model, not a curated record